Molecule: messenger RNA, 723 nt
Organism: Aspergillus tubingensis
Lineage: Eukaryota; Fungi; Ascomycota; Eurotiomycetes; Eurotiales; Aspergillaceae
Product: haloacid dehalogenase, type II
Exons: 2
Coding region: 1-723 (240 amino acids)
Molecular function (GO): hydrolase activity, acting on halide bonds, in C-halide compounds
Source: RefSeq, a predicted model, not a curated record
AUGGGGGAUAUUGUUCUUGCUUUCGACAUUUAUGGCACACUGCUCUCCUUUGAGGCUGUCAUCCGUGAGCUGGAGCGCUUCUUGAAUGACGAUGCCCGGGCCCGCACCGUGGCACAGACAUGGAGACGCUACCAGCUUGAAUACACCUUCAGGCUGAACAGCAUGGGGCGCUAUCUUACCUUCCUGGAAGUUACCAGGAAUUCCCUUCUGCAUGCCUUGGAUGAUACGGGUACCUCGCUGGGAGACAAGGAGAUUGAGCAUCUUAUGGCGACCUAUGAUAGACUGACACCCUUCCCCGAUGUCGAGGACGCUUUAAAUCAACUUUCAGCCUUUCCGCAAGUCACCUCAGUCAUCUUUUCAAAUGGCACCCGGGGCAUGAUAGCUAAUUGUGUGGAGAGCUCGACGGUUCUAUCGCAGCACAAAACAUUCUUUAGAGAUGUUGUCAGCGUCGACGAAGUGAAGCAGUACAAGCCCGCUCCGGCAGUCUACAAUUAUCUGGCAAAGUGCGUCGGCCGGAACCAGUCGGAGAUGAAGGAUAUCUGGCUAGUCAGUGGCAAUCCAUUUGACAUUGCAGGCGCCCGCAAUGUGGGCAUGAAUGCCAUUUGGGUAGAGCGGGCUGAGGCAGGCUGGGUCGACAAGGCGUUGCCUGAUGUCAAGCCGACAGCGAUCGUUCACCAUCUGGGAGGGAUUGUAGAUGUGAUUAAGCAACAAUUGUCACUAUAG